AUGGAUCAAGGAGAUCAUCAGCAGGAGAAGAAAGAAGAAGAAGCUUUGCCUCCGGGUUUCAGGUUCCAUCCAACGGAUGAGGAGCUAAUCUCGUAUUACUUGGUUAAUAAGAUCGCCGAUCAAAACUUCACCGGAAAAGCAAUCGCCGAUGUUGAUCUCAACAAGUCCGAGCCGUGGGAGCUUCCUGAGAAGGCGAAAAUGGGAGGCAAAGAAUGGUACUUUUUUAGUCUACGCGACAGAAAGUACCCGACGGGUGUGAGAACAAAUAGAGCGACAAAUACAGGAUACUGGAAAACGACAGGAAAAGACAAAGAGAUAUUCAAUAGCACAACCUCGGAGUUGGUCGGAAUGAAGAAGACUUUGGUGUUCUACAGAGGAAGAGCUCCUCGUGGAGAGAAGACUAGUUGGGUCAUGCAUGAAUAUCGACUUCACUCUAAGUCCUCCUAUAGAACCUCCAAGCAAGACGAGUGGGUCGUGUGUAGAGUGUUCAAGAAAACAGAAGCAACCAAAAAAUACAUAAGCAAUAGUAGCAGCAGCACAAGUCACCAUCAUCACAACAACACAAGAGCUUCAAUGUUAGCAACCAACAUUAACAAUAACCCUAAUUACUCAUCAGACCUCCUUCAACUCCCACCACAUCUACAACCACACAACAGCCUCAACAUCAACCAGUCCCUCAUUGCUAACGCCGUUCACCUAGCCGAGCUCUCUAGAGUCUUCCGCGCCUCCACAAGCAGCAACAUGGACUCUGCUCAGCAGGUAAUUGGCUACAACCACAUGCCUAUCUCAGGACUCAAUCUCAACCUUGGUGGUGCAUUGGCCCAGCCUCCUCCUCCUACUGUGUCGCUGGAGGAUGUUGUAGCGGUUAGUGCUUCGUUCAAUGGCGAAAACGGGUUUGGAAAUGUGGAGAUGAGCCAAUGCAUGGACUUGGAUGGAUACUGGCCAUCUUAUUGA
Molecule: messenger RNA, 954 nt
Organism: Microthlaspi erraticum
Lineage: Eukaryota; Viridiplantae; Streptophyta; Magnoliopsida; Brassicales; Brassicaceae
Source: the annotation of a GenBank genome assembly